CCAGGAGCACCUCAGCAUGAGCUAAUCCCUUCCCUUGUGCUGCGUAGGUGUGAGCGGCCAUGGCUAUAACCUGGGCGUGUCCUUUUCACGCAGGUAGUUUCGACACACUCUCCAAAUUGUUGUCACGCUCUACUUUUGAUGGGGAAGUUUCAACACGACAACGGAGGAAUAGGAACAUAGACACGCAGUAAAAUGAGGCAACAGUUGAGUCUAACACGAAGCCUGAAUGUAUCAUCCUAACGGACGACAUUUUGGACCUCCAGUCCCUCCAACACAACGGCUACAUCACAAUCCUAUAAAAAUAAGUCAUUUAUAACAGCUUAUAUUUUACUGCAAAUUCCUUAGACAGACCUAAAGCCCUGUCUGUGUGUGUGACUGAGACCAUGACUGUGUCCCAAACCUGCUGAGAGGUCCUUGACAAAAGAUGCAACCAGGAGGUCCUCCACCGCCUCCUCCACCGCCUCCUCCCCCUCCGCCGCCCCCUCCCCCACCUCCACCUUCAGCCCUAGGCCUCCCUCCAUCCCUCCAUGGCUCGGGCCUCACUGCCAAGGGAGCGCUCCGGCGCUCCACAAUGCGCAAUUUCAACUGGGAAACCCUUCCUCAACACACUGUGAUAGGAAAGCACAACAUCUGGACAGCAGAUAAGACUGAUGGGGAGUACGAGCUGGACACUGAUCACAUGGAGGAGCUGUUCAGCAACAAGCAGGGCAAGCAACAACUCAAGGCCCAGAACCGCCAGAGUCUGAGGGGGCUGCCAACUGCUGCCUCAGGAGGGGUUAUGGUUUCCAUCCUCAGCUCCAAGAGAAGUAUGAACAUGGGAAUUUUCCUGAAGCAAUUCAAGCGGCCUGUAAAAGUCAUGAUUGAUGAAAUUAAAUCAGGAAGUAGUCUCAGUUUUGGUUGCGGAAAACUAAAGGAGCUGUGCAAGCUGCUGCCUGAGGAAGAAGAGGAGAAGCAGCUGGUCAGUUUUAAGGGCGACCACUUUUCUCUCCCAGAAGCAGAUCUGUUCAUGCUAAUGCUGGUCAGGAUUCCCAGCUAUAGAGAGCGUCUAAGCAGCUUGGUGCUCAAAGAGGAAUUUUUCCCCCUCAUGCAUGAAAUGAAAGAAUCCAUAUGCACUCUGACCGCAGCUGGAAAAGAGCUGUUGGAGUCUGAUCAACUCCAUUCUGUCAUCCGCCUGGUACUGAAGACCGGAAAUUACAUGAAUGCUGGUGGCUAUGCAGGCAGUGCAAUUGGCUUCCGAAUGGCUUCUCUGUUGAAGUUAGUGGACACCAAAGCAAACAAACCCGGAAUGAAUCUUAUGCAUUAUGUCGUGAUGCAAGCUCAGAAGGCGGAUGGGGGGCUGCUUAACUUUACAGACCAACUCAAACACAUUGAAGCUGCAGCAAGAAUGAAUAAAGGGGAAAUUGAAGCAGAGUUUGAAAAGCAGGUGAAGAAGGUCCAAAAUGCCAAAGCAGACACCUUGAAGCAGGAAGACCUCAAGGCACAGAUGGAUGAUUUUUUAAAGGACGCUGAGGUCUGCUUGUCAGAAAUAGAAAUUGAUCUUCAGCAACUGCAGUCAGUGAGUGACUCUGUGGCAGAGUACUUCUGUGAAUCCCCAAACAAGUUCAAACUGGAGGAAUGUUGCUCCAUUUUCAACUCCUUUUGUGAGAAAUUUAUGCGAGCCAUGCAGGAAAACAAGGCUCGAGAGGGGGUAGAGGUGCAGCGGAGACACAGAGACAGGUUGCAGAAUGUUACCAAGCGCAGGUCCACAGCUACCUGCUCCAGUAGAGACAAGGAAAUGGAUGAAGUUGCAUUGCAAUCCAUACUACAGAACUUCCUAACCAAACGUGUCUCUCGGAGGAGAUCGGGAUGGCCCUCAUCCACUAAUGGAAGCCCCACGAGUGGCAGCCCCAACAACGGGAGUCUAUCAGAAAUAACCUCCCAGGCAAACCUCCCCACUGGAAAUCAAAAAAGAGAAGGCUCUUUUAGAGCUGAGGACAUGGGCAGAAAAGACUGGAAUUCAGCAGUUGAACUCACCAAGAACUCUUCCCUAAAGAAAGCCCAGUCUAAUAAUGAGGACAACAAAACAAAAGGUGGCAUUCCUCUUGAAGAGGUGUUGAAAACCUCCAGGAAAGAGGACUCUAAAGGUUCUGCACAUCCAGCUAAUAAGUCCACCAGCAUUUCCGCCUCAGGCAGAUCUUUCUCAGCUAUCAUUGACGGGAGUGAGGAGGAUCUACAGGAUAAUAAUGAAGAGGAGGCACAUAAGUUGCGCGAAGCAUCUAAAAAGGUUUUGCACUUUCAGAAGAGCCGUAGCAGUGUCUCAUCUGGGGAUUAUUCUCAGGAGAAUCUGAAAUCUCCGGGUCCCAUUAACACUUUGCCUCGUCAACGCACCGUUGAGGACACAGAGGGGAAUCCUGGAGACCCAACCAAUCAGGAUUUAGUUCGAUUUUUGCUCGAUCCUCAAUCCACCUCAACACUUAACCUUGUCCGGCGCCAUACUCUUUCUACCGUAGUCCCUAAAACAGAGGAAGAGGAAGAUAAUCUGUACGCUAAACUUCCAAUCAGAACUCCUAAUCCUGUGGCAAGAGAGAAUGGGACACUGCCAACAGAGGGUGCAGGAAAAAAUCCCUCAGUACAAGUGUUUGACUUUACUGACGUAUCUCACAACAUUGAAAAAUCUGGUGCUCCAGACCAGAAUUCUCCAUCAGCAGAGAAGAAAAGCAAGCCAAAUGUUUCUGUAACCCAUGUUCCAGAGGAAGGUCUUGUAGAUCAAAAGGAAGUGGGCAAAUCACUGGAGCCCACAGGCAACCAUGUGCAGGGAAAUAGUGAAAGUGUUCCACCCAGGAGUUCAUGGAUUAAGACUGAAAACACUGGAGUAUUUUUUAGCUUUUUAAAACGCCUUGGAGACAUUGGAAAACUCAGCAAGGAAACUGCCCAUAAAGGCACUGGGUCAGGUGUAUAGGCUUUCAAAGAUAUACAAUUUAAUGUCAAGGAAGCACAUGUGACUGCAGUGUUACUUGUAAUUAACUCCGCAUGGUGAUGAUGUUAUAUUUAAUGUUACUUUGUAAAUUGAUAACGAGGUCUUUAACCCUCGUGUUGUCUUCCAGCCAACCUGCAAAUUGUUGUUUUUCUGACUCAAAAUAUAAAAUGAAAAACCUUUUUAUCAACGUUUUGGUUGUCUUUUUUUUUUUGACACUAGCUAAGUUUCCAUCUACUUGUCAAUCGAAUUAUCUGAAGUUCGGUUAAAAAAAACUCAUGCGAAAAUAGCCGGUGAAAGUGUAUUUCCAUCCACUGGGAGUGUGUUUCUAUCCGAGUUUUACUGUUUCCAUAAGGCAUAUUUCAUUCAAUAUCACUUAAUUCAGAAAAAACCGUAUGGAUAGAAACCUGGCUCCUUUUGUGUCUUUCCUCUGUUUUUGUCAUGUUUGUCUACUUUUUCUGAGCCUUUUGAAAUUUUUGUUUGCCCACAUUUUUAAAGCUUUAUUUUUUUUUUUUUUUACAUUUGUCACUUUUUCA
Etheostoma spectabile (orangethroat darter) is the source of this 3489-nucleotide messenger RNA. Its product is annotated as FH2 domain-containing protein 1. Lineage: Eukaryota; Metazoa; Chordata; Actinopteri; Perciformes; Percidae. The transcript has 12 exons. The record is from RefSeq and is a predicted model, not a curated record. Bases 425 to 2938 code for a protein of 837 amino acids.